AUGAACGUUCCUGAUUUCGACCAUCUGCCCAGCGUCGAAGGCAUGCCGCAAGGCUGCGCCUGGGGGGUCUUCGACCAGGACGGCAAGAAAGACAUUUUCGGAACCCUGAACCACCUCACGCCCGAGGUUGUGGCCGCCGCUGCCAAGGAAGCCAAAGACGGCAUCUCCAUCUCACUGAACUGGCCGCUCGACAGUCUCAAGACGCACCCUGGCAGCAACCGCGCCCUUACUACGCACCACGUGCACUCGCUGCGUGACGCCGGUAUGGACGCGCACGGCUGGGACGAUGAACUGGCCUUCAACACGCAGGGCUCCAGCCAAUGGGACAGUCUGUGCCAUUACCAGCACCAGGCUUCCGGCCUCGCGUACAACGGCUUCCAUCCGCGGCGCGAGCACUUCACUUCUCCAGCUUCAUCACCCGCCGCGCCCACGCUUGACCACUGGCACGCCCGCGGCUGCAUCGUCGCGCGUGGCGUUCUCCUCGACUACGCGUCCUACUAUUUCACCACGCGUGGCACGCCUCUCGACCCUUUCGCCGGCAUGCCUAUCACCGUUGCCGGCCUCGAGGCAUGUGCGCGACAGCAAGGUAUCGUGUUCCAGCCAGGCGAUGUGCUCGUGAUCCGCACAGGGUGGACCGAGGCGCUGGGCGGCCGCAGUGCCGACGAGCAGGCGCAGCUGCUGUCAGGUUUCCUCGCGUCGGGAGUUGAGGGGAGUGAGGAUGCAGCCCGGUGGAUCUGGAAUCAGCGAUUCAGCGCCGUGGCUGGAGAUGCGGUUGCAUUCGAGCAGAUUCCGCGGGCUAAGGAGGACGGAAGUGCCUGGGGGCCGGCCGAUUUGGUACUGCAUCAAUACCUUUUGUCCAUGUUCGGCAUGCCCAUCGGAGAGCUGUGGGAUUUGAAGGCUCUGGCGGAGCAUUGCAAAAAGGUGGACCGGUACAGCUUCUUGCUGGUUUCGGUGCCUUUGAACCAUCCUGGGCUGAUAGGGAGUCCCCCGAAUGCCGUGGCCGUCUUUUAG
Messenger RNA from Lasiodiplodia theobromae, 1011 nucleotides. RefSeq lists its product as uncharacterized. Gene Ontology annotation, molecular function: arylformamidase activity. The transcript is spliced from 3 exons. The record is from RefSeq and is a predicted model, not a curated record. Lineage: Eukaryota; Fungi; Ascomycota; Dothideomycetes; Botryosphaeriales; Botryosphaeriaceae. Bases 1 to 1011 code for a protein of 336 amino acids.